AUGGAUAGUUUCAUAGACGACGAAAUAAAUAAUUCCGCUAGUGAAAACGAACCUGUUUUAUUAAAUAUAGACGAUUUACUACAUUUGAAAAAGUCGAAAAAAAAGAGUAAAAAUAAUCGAUAUACUAAUUAUCAAUAUGGUAGUCAUACAUUUCGAAAAAUAGAGGAGCAAGAUAUGAACGAUAAUGCUCAUGAAUUUUUAUUACAUAAAGAAGAAAAUUUUAAAAUUCCAAAUAAGGAAAAUACAAGUAAGGGUUCGUCAAAAUGGUAUGUUUAUUAUAUAAGUGUUUGCUCUAAAAUGAAGAAUUUUUUUGAAAAACUAAUAAAUAAAUUAAAAAAUAUUUUCAUCAAUAAAAAAAGGGAAGAAAAUUUUUUUUAUUAUUCCAGUAAUGUGUCAAGUGACUUUCUGAAUAUUUUAGCUAACCGCUUAUACUACUCCAGAGUUACAGCAUAUUUGUAUUUUAUAGUUAUCCUAUUAAAUGUGUUUAUUUUGAUAUAUACAAUAUUUACCAAGAUACUUAGUAAAGUCAUUGUCGCUUCUGAAAUGUUUGUUAUACUCAUGUCGUUUUUGGAGAUCAGCUUACGAUUGACGACACAGGGUAGCAAUUAUUUUUACCACUUUGAUGGACUGUUCGACGUAACAGUAACAACAAUGUGCUUAUUAUUAUUAGUAAGUAGCGGGGAUAUAAAAGUGUUUUAUGAAAAUGACAUUGUUAAAACGGCAAACAACGAAAUGGAAGAAAUCGUAUCUCAAACUUUGACAAUGCUGAGAUUUUCGUUUCAGCUUUUUCGAACAGUUACCUUUUUUAUGCACUACAGAAGGACAAAGGCACCAACAGACAAUAUAGAUUUCUCUCUACUAAAUCUAUCGGCUGAAGACCCUUGA
Messenger RNA from Plasmodium malariae, 885 nucleotides. Its product is annotated as conserved Plasmodium protein, unknown function. The coding region runs from base 1 to 885 and encodes 294 amino acids. The record is from RefSeq and is a predicted model, not a curated record. The transcript has 3 exons. NCBI's taxonomy places the organism in Eukaryota, Apicomplexa, Aconoidasida, Haemosporida, Plasmodiidae.